Molecule: messenger RNA, 1713 nt
Organism: Cyclocybe aegerita
Lineage: Eukaryota; Fungi; Basidiomycota; Agaricomycetes; Agaricales; Hemipholiotaceae
Source: the annotation of a GenBank genome assembly
AUGUCGCAGGACGCACAAGCAGAGCAAAAUGAGGAGUACCAGCCUUGGUACCGAGACGCAGCAAACGUACAUCCGUUUCGGAUGGUCAGAAGGCUCACCGCUAAAUCUCCAGAUGCCCCCAUUCUACGCUCGAUUGCGAUGUUUCCUUGGAACGAGAACUCCCUCAAGACCCUCUGGCAAGGCACGCUGAACGCCGAUGACAAUCUUACCCAGUGGAAGGCCAUGAUCGCACAAUUCUGGGACGCGGUUGCGGUAGGAGCCGAUCGCAGCGUCUACAUCUAUUUCGCAAGCAAAAGGAAAGCUCCGCUCACGAUUAACCUGCCGCCUGAUAAUCAGCAACUUCUGGACGCUGAUGAAAUGUGCGUUGAAUGGAGUCUGAGCCAUUUUGCGCCAUUCGAGCCGGUGGUGGCAUUCUCCCGCGGAAGCCUACUGUAUCUCUGGAAUCCUAUUCGAUUGGGCAUGGCCGGAUAUCUUCGUGGUCACGGCGGUGCAAUUACUUCGAUCGCUGUCCAUCCAAACACACCCCAUCUUGUCUGUUCGACCUCCCGAGAUCUCACUACACGCAUAUACGACUUAAGUCUCCCUGCCGAAGUCCCGAUGGAGCCCAAGCCACAACGGCCAGGAAAGAAGAAAAAACCAGAAAAAGAGAAGGUCCCCAACCCUGUCUGGCCACCUGGAAAAACACCGAGUCUAGCUGGUGCUGCCCAUGGUCUCCGCAUACCGUCUACAGAGGCGGGGGGAGAAGGUGUUGGUGCUGGACGGUGCAUCGUCGUUUUGUUGGGUGGGCGCUCUGGUGGGCAUAAAGCUGCUGUCCUUGGAGCUGCUUUCCAUCCUGUUCAUCCAAUCAUUGCGACCUGUGGGAUGGACCGAACGGUCAAAAUUUGGCCAGUUCGGCCCAAGAAUCGAUCUGAAAUUCAACGAGAGGACAAGCCAUUGUUCACAAGCGGACAUAUACACAAAGCACGAGUGCUUUCUGUUUCUUGGCUGCAAGAUGACCUUUUGCUGACGCACAGUGCUCCUGCGAUUAUGCGCGUCGCACCCGAAGACCCAAACAAUAAAGCAACCUAUCUCGAGCCCGGCGAACUGAUUGUCUGGCGGUGGCUUGGUCUCAAUCGAUUUUUCCCGCCUGGGUACGAAGAUACGCUACCUUUGGUUUUGCGAGGUUGUUCAUCUGAUUAUCAAGAGAGCUCCUCCUUCAAGCUCAUAUCCAUACACAGAUUCCCAGCUACUGGCACUCAAUACGUCGUCCCAAAACUAAGUCUUUUCAACUCACCUUUCAGCGACCCUCUGGCGCUCUUCGUCUAUCCAGGAGCCACCUCGCUCUUCAUCGUCAAUAUCACGAACUUCUCGUGCAAGCCACGUCCACCCUUCCCGCUCGACGCGCCAAAGAACAACGGCUCGAGCGAGCUGGCUAGGGCAGCUGAGCAACUGCAUCUGGACGGUCGGCAAGAACCCGUCGCCCAGACCGAGACUGAGGCUGAGACCGAGCAAGUCAGGGCAAAUCUGUACAAUGGAAGAAACGAGGUGACACCGCCUGGUCUCGUCUCCUGGGAGAUUUCUGUCCGGGAAUGUGAGUGGGACCGGAGUAGUGCUGACUCCUCUGGGGCCAAGUUGAUAAGGUGUGCGAUGGGCGCUGGUGGGAGGAUUGUUGUUGGUGUUGGUGAAAAGGGAACAUUCUGGGUGUGGAGAUAUGACGAUGAUGAGCAAAAAUGA